AUGAUAUCAGGGAAAGAGCUGAGAUUGGUUUCUCUACUGACGCUAGAUUCUGUGUUCUUCUUCUUAGAAAUAACCAUCGGUUACAUGUCACAUUCAUUAGCCCUUAUUGCAGAUUCGUUCCAUAUGUUAAAUGAUAUUUUCUCUUUAUUGGUGGCCUUAUGGGCUGUUAAAGUUGCUAAGGAACGUAAUCCAGAUUCUAAAUAUACAUACGGCUGGAAAAGAGCUGAAAUUCUGGGUGCUUUAGUUAAUGCCGUUUUUUUGAUCGCAUUAUGUUUUUCCAUUUUUAUUGAAGCACUUCAAAGACUACUUCAACCUCAAGAAAUUCAAAAUCCCAAAUUGGUUAUGUAUGUUGGGUUUGCCGGUUUGAUAUCUAAUUUUGUCGGUAUUAUAUUAUUCCAUGAUCAUGGUCACUCCCACGGUGCACUUGAUGAACAUGAACAUCCUACCGAUUUAGAAACUGGACAUACACAUUCACAUGCCGAAUCGCUAGACCCAUUGGAAGAAGAAGGUGAAACAAGCGCACCCUGCUCUGUGUCAGAUAUGAACGAUUCAAAUGAAAGUGUCACAAAUAUAAUGCCAGAUAGAGUUGUCAAUAGAAUGAGUGUCAGUUUGGAGUCCGCACAAACUCCACUUUUGAAGAAGAAGAAGGCAAAACCAAAAGCAUCUCAUGGAUCUUUGAAUAUGCAUGGUGUCUUCCUUCAUGUUAUGGGUGACGCUUUGGGUAAUAUUGGUGUUAUCGCUGCUGCAUUAUUUAUCUGGAAGACAGAUUACUCAUGGAGAUUCUAUUCAGAUCCCUUGGUUUCACUUGUAAUUACGGUCAUUAUCUUUUCUUCAGCACUCCCAUUGUCACGUAAGGCUUCAAGAAUAUUGUUGCAAGCCACUCCUUCUACGAUUUCAGCUGAUGAAUUAGAAAAAGAAAUAUUAAAAAUUCCAGGUGUUGUUGCUGUCCAUGAUUUCCAUAUUUGGAACCUGAACGAAUCUAUUUAUAUUGCAUCAAUUCAUGUUGAGGUAGAUCUAACACCAGAAAACUACAUGGAUUCUGCAAGAUUGAUUAGAAAUAUCUUCCAUAAUUUUGGUAUUCAUUCUGCUACAGUUCAACCUGAAUUUGUCUCAGGAAAUGUUGGCCCAGAAAUUAGAAGAAGAUUCUCCAUGAUUGCAGGUGGUUCUAAUGAAUUUCAACCACCCAGCCUCCCAACUACCAGCAAGAGUUCAAACAAUGCUUCUUCAACUCCUGUUUAUGGAACGACUUGCGACUCCCAGACAUAA
Messenger RNA from Naumovozyma castellii, 1266 nucleotides. It is a transcript of the gene ZRC1, whose product is annotated as Zn(2+) transporter ZRC1. NCBI's taxonomy places the organism in Eukaryota, Fungi, Ascomycota, Saccharomycetes, Saccharomycetales, Saccharomycetaceae. The coding region runs from base 1 to 1266 and encodes 421 amino acids. The record is from RefSeq and is a predicted model, not a curated record. The transcript has a single exon.